AUGAUUUUGGAUAUAAAAGGAGCUCAACGCCUCGACUCCAGGGGGAAUCCAACCGUCCAAGUGGAAGUCAAAACCGCCCAUGGAACUUUCCGCGCUCUCGUCUCCUCCGGCGCCUCCACCGGAGCCCACGAAGCUGUCGAGCUCCGCGACAAUGACCAACGCAGGUACGGAGGAAAGGGGGUCCUCACAGCCGUCAACAACGUCAACGAGAUUAUUGGCCCGGCCCUGAUCAAAGGAGGCUAUGAUCCCCACUACGACUUGAAGCAGAUCGAUGGCUUCAUGCGGGAACUCGACGGGACUCCGAACAAGGCCAAGCUGGGUGCGAACGCCAUUUUGGGGGUGAGCAUGGCUUGUGCUAGGGCUGGGGCUGCUGCUGCGAACAUCCCCCUGUACGAGUUCCUCCGCCGCGAAAGCGGCGAGGAGUCCCCCUACAUUGUCCCGGUUCCAUUCUUCAACGUCUUGAACGGAGGAAAACACUCAGGAAACGGGAUGGCGUUCCAGGAGUUCAUGAUCGCGCCCACGGGUGCCAAGACUAUUGAGGAAGGGGUUCGCAUGGCGAGUGAGACGUAUCAUGUGUUGAAGCAGAUUAUUGCAGAGAAGUUUGGGGCGAUUUACACAGGCAUAGGCGACGAGGGCGGCUUUGCCCCACCUAUCACCCAACCCGAAGAAGCUUUGGACUUACUUACCGAAGCCGUCGCCAAAGCCGGCUACACCGACAAGAUCAAACCCUCAAUUCUAGAAGAAGCCGAAGGCGCAUCAGCCGAGGGCGGAUCAAAUGUGCAAUCGGACGCGGAUGACAUCAAGACCCCCAACCAAAUGAUGGAGCUGUACAACUCCCUCAUGGAAAAGUAUCCGAUCCCGCUGCUUGAAGAUCCCUUCGCCGAGGACGAUUGGGAGUCAUGGACAAAAUUUUGCACAAAUUACAGCGAGGAGCUGGUGGGCGACGACUUAUUGUGCACGAAUGUGGAAAGGCUCAGGAUGGCGGAGAGCAGGCGGGCGUGUAAUGCGAUGCUGUUGAAGGUUAACCAGAUUGGAACGGUAACGGAGGCUAUUGACGCGGCGAAACUGGCCAAGAGCUUGGACUGGGGCGUUUUCGUCUCUCACCGAUCGGGCGAAACAACUGACGAUUUCAUUGCCGACUUGACCGUCGGACUCGGUACCGGUCAUAUCAAGUCUGGAGCACCCUGUCGGGGCGAGCGGGUGGCCAAGUAUAAUCGACUGAUGGACAUUGAGACGGAGUUGAAGGGGAGUUGGAAGCCGUGGUCGUAUGCGGGCGAGCAAUUCCGGAAGCCAGACCCUUUCUUCAUUUGA
This is a messenger RNA of Sordaria macrospora k-hell, 1311 nucleotides long. NCBI's taxonomy places the organism in Eukaryota, Fungi, Ascomycota, Sordariomycetes, Sordariales, Sordariaceae. The record is from RefSeq and is a predicted model, not a curated record.